CGGAAGGAGGACGGCUGGGAGUCGCAGCCCGGGAUUGUAAAUAAGACCGUUAAAACUGUGUUUUAUUUACAAAAGUAAUGCCGGCUGUUUUAAGAGACCGUUCCCAGUUGUUUUAAGUCGUUUUUUGUAAUUUUUUGGCUCUAUUUCUCGCCUAUUUCCGUGUGGUUUUUACACUACGCGUAUAAUGGCGAGCUCGGCUAACUCGAACCCAGUGCCUAAACUAUAUAAGUCUGUGAUUGAGGAUGUGAUCAAUGAGGUGCGAGAGCUGUUCCUGGAUGAGGGAGUGGAUGAGCAGGUGCUUCUGGAGCUGAAAACGCUGUGGGAAAACAAACUGUUGCAGUCCAAGGCAGUGGAGGGCUUCCAUACUGAGGAGCAGGCAGCCCUGCAGGCCGCUCAGCAGCAGCAGCAGGUUCAGCAGCAGGUUCAGCAGGUCCAACACGUCCAACACGUCCAGCACGUCCAGCACGUCCAGCAGGUGACCCAGCCAGCACAGGCCCAGCAAGUCAUUCUGCCCCCUCAGCAGCAGCAAGCUCCCCAGCAGCAGGUUAUUGUUCAGGAUUCCAAGAUUCUACAACACAUGAGUGCAACAGGGAUGAGUGCAGCAGCUACAGCAGCAACCCUUGCUUUGCCCACAGGGGUCACCCCGUACCAACAGCUCAUCACUAGCCAAGGUCAGAUCCUGCAGGUGGUCCGUGCUCCCAACGGGGCUCAGUACAUCAUCCAGCCCCAGCAGCAGAUCCUCCUGCAGCAGCAGAUGCAGCCUGGCGGCGUGCAGGCCCCGGUCAUACAGCAGGUAUGCCCCAUUAGACAGGUCCUGGCUCCUCUGCAGGGAGGCCUGCCCCAGCAAACAGGAGUUAUCAUCCAGCCGCAGCAGAUCGUCUUAGCUUCAGGAAACAAAGUCCAGGGCAAUACACAGGUGAUGCAGGCAGCAGCUCUGGCACAGCAGCCUGGCCAGGCAGCAACAGCUCAGGUCCAGCAGGUCCAGCAGGUCCAGAGCGCAGCUGCACCACAGGUCCUACCGCAGCCACAGAACCAGCAGCAGGCCCAGCAGCAGCAGCCUCCCAUGAUACUGCAGGCGGACGGCACCGGAGACACCUCCUCAGAGGAGGACGAGGAUGAGGAGGAGGAGUAUGAUGAAGAUGAGGAGGAGGAGAAGGACAAGGAUGGGGGAGAGGACGGGCAGGUGGAAGAGGAGCCUCUGAACAGUAGUGAUGAUGUCAGUGAUGAGGAGGACCAGGAGCUGUUUGACACGGAGAAUGUAGUGGUGUGCCAGUAUGACAAGAUUCACAGAAGUAAGAACAAAUGGAAAUUCCACCUGAAGGACGGGAUCAUGAAUCUGAAUGGGAGAGACUAUGUCUUCUCCAAAGCCAUUGGGGAUGCUGAAUGGUGAAGGAGAAAAAAGAAAAAAACCCGGAGAAAGCAACAGGAGCAGGAACUCUAUAAGUCCCUUUAUCCAGUUAACAGACACUUCAAUAUCCUUCCAUAGCCUGUGACUGGAUUCCUGUCAGGAAACAACCUGUGAGUCUUUGAGAACUCUGACUAACCCAGCGGACUGUGAGGUACCGUACAACCCGGGUGUUGUCAAAAACACCCGGCUGGCCUUUCGGGAUGAGAAACCUACAGCGGAAGUGAAAGCCUGCGAACAGAAUCCUCUUGAUCUUUCUUUGCUUCUUCCUGGCUUCUCUACGUUUUUCCUGAGAGAAUUCACACACAGUGGAAAGUAAGCAUUUCACUUCAUGCAGGUGUAGUGGACCAGGGUGACCUGCCCCGCCACAGGAGGGUCAGAGGUCAUUCAUUAUAUCCCCGUAGAUGAGAAACACCUUCAUGAUGCACUGUAGUCGGUUGACUGGAUUGAAUUUAAGUACAUUUAAGUCCAAACUUAGUGCCACCAGUCAAGAUCGCUGCCUUUAGAGCGGCCAGAAUCAACUUUUGGCUUCUAAUUUUUGCUCUUGGAUUGUAAUUCUGUCUCAAUUCAUGUUUAUGAAAACGGUGCUCCGGAGGGUUUUAUGUAGUUAACAACCUGUUAUUGUUUUAAACUUUUUUUUAAAAAUGUGUUUCAUGAAGGGUUAAGAAAAAGAAGGUACAAUUACAUGAAUUCUAUAAUAACUAAUAGUGAUUUAAAGGCAUUAUUUUAAUCUAAUGAGUGCUCAAUCCAAAAAUACUGUUAUUUUUCUCAUCUGCUUCUCUGGAGUUUCAUUGCAUCUUUAAUCUUAACAAAAAAAGGAAGCGCAGUUCCAACACUGAAUUCAUUUUAGAACUGUACAAACUGUCUGAAGGUGUAUCUUCUUUGCUCUUAUUUUAGUUCCCUGCAGCCGUCUGAGAAUUUGCACUGUCAGUUUAUCAAUGUUGUGAAAUCAGUCAAGUUAAUCAAUAGCCACAGCGUGCUCUGUUUGUGUUGGGAGAGAAAGUGUGAUACAGUGACUGACUGUACAGUGUGUGUGUGUGUGUGUUUGUGUUUGUGUGUGUGCGCGCGCGCGCGCGGUCACCGCUUUACUCUGGUAAUGUAUUCGUUUGGUUUUUUUUGCACACCCAUAAUCUCAAAAUGUCUGUUAAAACAUAUUACAAUUUCAUUUUUUUUCUUUUUU
This is a messenger RNA of Anarrhichthys ocellatus (wolf-eel), 2585 nucleotides long. RefSeq names its product general transcription factor IIA, 1 (gene gtf2a1). The transcript is spliced from 10 exons. Gene Ontology annotation, biological process: transcription initiation at RNA polymerase II promoter; transcription by RNA polymerase II. Bases 185 to 1390 code for a protein of 401 amino acids. NCBI's taxonomy places the organism in Eukaryota, Metazoa, Chordata, Actinopteri, Perciformes, Anarhichadidae. Gene Ontology annotation, cellular component: transcription factor TFIIA complex. The record is from RefSeq and is a predicted model, not a curated record.